AUGGGCAAGAAAUGGCGAUAUGGAAUUGUCCUGGACGCUGGAUCCUCGGGGACGCGGUUGCACAUUUACAAGUGGAAAGAUCCCGCAAAGGCCAGGAAAAAAGCCUCAAAAGAAGAACUAGGUAGCCUGCCGAAACUGCACACGGAGAAGAAAUGGACCAAGAAGAUACACCCAGGCGUGUCUACCUACGGCGAGAACCCAACCGCCGUCGGACCGGAUCACCUCAAGGGCCUCGUCGACCACGCUCUCGAUGUCAUCCCGCAAGACCAGAUCGAUGACACUCCCAUAUUCCUGAUGGCAACGGCCGGUAUGCGACUGCUCCCCAAGGUUCAGCAGUCCGCCCUCACUCGCGAAAUUUGCUCCUAUCUCCGUGCCAACACCGAAUUCUCGCUCCCGGAUUGCGACCUGCACAUCCAGGUCAUCCCAGGUGAAACAGAAGGUUUAUACGGCUGGAUAGCGACGAAUUACCUGCUCGGCGGCUUCGACCGCCCUCAAGACCACAACCACGGCAAGGGACACAACACCUACGGCUUCCUCGACAUGGGUGGCGCCUCUGCACAAAUUGCUUUCGCGCCAAAUGCGACCGAGGCUGCGAAGCAUGCCGACGAUCUGAAGCUUCUGCGCAUGAGGACAUUGGAUGGGGAACGGUCCGAGUAUAAGGUCUUCACAGCCACUUGGCUAGGAUUCGGCGUGAACCAGGCCCGGGAGAAUUAUGUUAAGAAGCUCGUGGACAUGUAUGACGCCGAUGUCAAGGAACUUCCCGAUCCAUGCCUGCCCAAGGGGCUGCGAACCACAACGUCCGGGGAACCUGUGGAUGCCGCCUCUUUGACCGGCCCGGUGUUAUUGGGAACCGGAGACUUCACGAGUUGUUUGAAGCAGACAUUUCCUCUGCUGGGAAAAGACGCACCGUGUGUGGACGAGCCGUGCUUGUUGAAUGGCCAGCACGUUCCUGCCAUCGACUUUGACGUCAAUCACUUUGUCGGCGUGUCAGAGUAUUGGCAUACGACACACGGUGUCUUUGGAAAGGGCGACACUGCGUACGAUCUCAAGACAUACCAAAGCAAGGUGGAAGACUUCUGCACCACAGACUGGGAUGCCAUCGUGAAUACGAAGAUUGAUGCGCGGAAGAAGGACCAUUCCAAAAAUGCCCAAGAGGCAUGUUUCAAGGCGUCAUGGCUGAUCAACGUCCUGCACGACGGCAUUGGCGUUCCGCGACUGGGUCUGGACCACACGCCCACCGUCAACGCGUCCCAAAGCGCGUUGGAGCAAGCCAAGGACAAGGGUUUCCUGGACCCCUUCCAGCCGGUGGACAAAAUAGACGGCAUCGAGGUUAGCUGGACUUUAGGGCCCAUGGUCCUGUAUGCUGCUGGGCAAAUCCCCCCCAGGAGCACCGACUUCCUACCUGUCGGCUUCGGCGGCAACACGAACACCGUACCGGACGAUUUCAACUACGCCGGCUCGAGCUUCAAGACGGGCAGUGAUGACGACGACGAUUGGGACGACGCGAUCGAGGACCUGGUCGACCAUGCCAAGCCGAGCAAAUCAUCCAGUUUCCUUCUUUUCAUCUUGGUCUUGCUAUUGAUUGGCUACUUCUUCCGAAAGAGAGAUCGCAGGAUGCGCUUCCUCAACAAGUUUGGCGGAUUUACUGGACGGUGGAGGAAGUCUGGCAGUCCCAAGAAGAACGCGCGGGGCCUCGAGUCAGUUGAGCUGGGCGACAUCGAUUCGGACGAGAACGACCACUCCGACAGCAGCGAGGGCUCAAAGCUAGGCAGGACCUCUGGGCUGGCGACUCCCAAGCUGACUAUGGAUCGAUUUGACUCGGGCUCAGCCCUUGACCGAGCAGGACUGGUUGUGCGGACCGAAAGCCGGGAGCGACUCGUACCGCCUAGCAUGUUCAGCAACCCGGGCCGGCGAAGCAGGGCUGGCAGUCCUACCAGGCUCAAGAGCCCCUUGAUGGCACCAUUGCAAGAAGAUUGA
This is a messenger RNA of Diaporthe citri, 1977 nucleotides long. RefSeq lists its product as uncharacterized. Lineage: Eukaryota; Fungi; Ascomycota; Sordariomycetes; Diaporthales; Diaporthaceae. The transcript is spliced from 3 exons. The record is from RefSeq and is a predicted model, not a curated record. Gene Ontology annotation, molecular function: nucleoside diphosphate phosphatase activity. Bases 1 to 1977 code for a protein of 658 amino acids. Gene Ontology annotation, biological process: nucleoside diphosphate catabolic process. Gene Ontology annotation, cellular component: membrane.